ACUCAGGACAUGGAGGCGUUUGUCCAGAGCUCUGGAGAGGAUGGAGUGAUUGUCGUCAGUUUCGGCUCCAUGGUCAAGACGAUGUCGGAAGAGAAGAGAGAAAUCUUCGCGGCAGCCUUCGCCCGACUCCGGCAGAAGGUGGUGUGGCGUUACGUGGGAGAGAAGCCGACUGGGCUGGGCGAGAACACCAAGCUGCUGGUUUGGCUGCCUCAGAACGACCUACUGGCCCACCCAAAGACCCGAGCCUUCAUCACUCACGCCGGGUCAAACGGUGUGUACGAGGCCCUGCACCACGGCGUGCCCAUGGUCUGCCUGCCGCUGUUUUCGGACCAGCCCGCCAACGCCGCCCGGGUGGUGGCCAGGGGGCUGGGGGUGACGCUGGACUUCAGCACGGUCACCGCAGACCAGUUGUACCAGGCCAUUCUACAUGUUCUCACCAACAAGAGCUACCGUGAGACGGCCGCCCGCCUGUCCCGUCUGCACCGUGACCAGCCCCAGUCACCCAUGGAGCGGGCCGUCUGGUGGAUAGAACACGUCAUCCAACAUGGCGGACUGCCCCAUCUCCGCGCACGCGCCGUGGAGCUGCCGUGGUACCAGUACUACCUGCUGGACGUGGCUGCGUUCCUGCUGUCCGUCUGUUCAGCUGUCCUGUGGACCGUGUGGUGCGGCUGUUCGCUCGUCUGUAGGAAGUGUUGCGCUAAAGGUGGCGGCAAGCUCAAGUCUCAGUAGACUCUCCGACAUUAUUCAAAUAGCGCUAAGGAUGACUAAUUAAGCGUAAGGAAGUCUCUGACAAUAUACACGACAAAUGAAGGUGUAGUGUGACCCAGGACAUACCGGGUCAAGACCCCCGUCUAUCAAACCUUCGGUAAACCUUAGGCCGGCCGUCAUUGGAACAGAAUGCAUGCGGACGUGGCUGCUUUUCUGCUGUCCGUCUGUUCAGCUGUCCUGGGGACCGUGUGGUGCGGCUGUUCACUCGUCUGUAGGAAGUGUUGCGCUAAAGGUGGCGGCAAGCUCAAGUCCCAGUAGACUCUCCGACAUUAUUCAAAUAGCGCUGGGGAUAAGAUGACUCAUUAAACGUAAGGAAUUCUCUGACAAUAUACACGACAAAUGAAGGUGUAGUGUGACCCAGGACAUACGGGUUCAAUACCCGACCCCGUCAAUCAAACCUUCGGUAAAUCUUCGGCGGUCAUUGGAACAGAAACAUGUUCCGUUUCCAUUUGGGAUCACCAGCGGACAUUGCUGCGUUCCUGCUGUCCGUCUGUUCAGCUGUCCUGGGGACCGUGUGGUGCGGCUGUUCACUCGUCUGUAGAUAGUGUUGCACUAAAGGCGAAGGCAAGCUCUAUGCAAAUCACUCUUGGGAAGAGAUUGAACGAAUUUCAUAAUAAUUAUUGACCAAUUUAUACAGAAUGUGUCUAAUCAAGCUGCAAUAUAACGUGUGUUUUUUUUUAAAUCAAUUUGUAACACAAGUAUUUUGUGAGAUAUUACAUCAAAGCUGUGCACUUCAUUCAGCCCCCAGGCUGCCAAAACUGCGCUUUUAUUCCCUCUGUGGAAAAAUAAUCCUAAGCAGACUAGACUACCAA
Messenger RNA from Branchiostoma belcheri (Belcher's lancelet), 1580 nucleotides. RefSeq names its product UDP-glucuronosyltransferase 2C1-like. Gene Ontology annotation, molecular function: UDP-glycosyltransferase activity. NCBI's taxonomy places the organism in Eukaryota, Metazoa, Chordata, Leptocardii, Amphioxiformes, Branchiostomatidae. Bases 10 to 729 code for a protein of 239 amino acids. The transcript is spliced from 4 exons. The record is from RefSeq and is a predicted model, not a curated record.